Pteropus alecto (black flying fox) is the source of this 2296-nucleotide messenger RNA. It is a transcript of the gene FUCA2, whose product is annotated as alpha-L-fucosidase 2. Gene Ontology annotation, molecular function: alpha-L-fucosidase activity. The transcript has 7 exons. Lineage: Eukaryota; Metazoa; Chordata; Mammalia; Chiroptera; Pteropodidae. Gene Ontology annotation, biological process: fucose metabolic process; glycoside catabolic process. The record is from RefSeq and is a predicted model, not a curated record. Bases 248 to 1672 code for a protein of 474 amino acids. Gene Ontology annotation, cellular component: lysosome.
UCUUCAAAACUCGUAGAGUGACCGGGAGCCUUAGCUAAGCAGCCAUAGGGAUGGCACUGGCCUCCUCCCAAGAUGCAACGGAGCCCUGCAGCCCCGCUAGGGACAUUCUGCUCCGGCGCUACUCCCAUCCCAGUGGGGGAGGGCGUCUUUCUCCUAGACAGCUUGGUCAGGUGACAGUGGCGGAGCGAACUUAAGCAGAGACGCGGAAGGACGCGAGCGGGCCGAGGGACGGAGGACGGCGCGGGACAUGCUGCCCCCAGAGCUGCGGGGGGUCCCUCUCCCGCCGCCGUCGCCGCCGCCGCUGCUGCUGCUGCUGCUGCUGUUGCUGCUGCAGCCGCUGCAAUAUUCUGCCCGCGGCGCCAAGCGCUUUGACCCCACCUGGGAGUCCCUGGACGCCAGGCAGCUGCCCGCUUGGUUCGACCAGGCUAAGUUCGGUAUCUUUAUCCACUGGGGCGUGUUCUCCGUGCCCAGUUUCGGGAGCGAAUGGUUCUGGUGGUAUUGGCAAAAGGAAAAGAUACAAAAGUUUGUGAACUUUAUGAAAGAUAAUUACCCUCCUGAUUUCACAUAUGAAGAUUUUGGACCACUAUUUUCAACAAAGUUUUUUAAUGCAAGCCAGUGGGCAGAUAUUUUUCAGGCUUCUGGUGCCAAAUACGUUGUCUUAACUUCCAAACAUCACGAAGGCUUCACCUUGUGGGGUUCCAAGUACUCGUGGAACUGGAAUGCUGUGGAUGAGGGUCCAAAGAGGGAUCUCGUUAAGGAACUUGAGGUAGCUAUUAGGAAGAAGACCUCCCUGCGUUUUGGACUGUACUAUUCGCUUUUCGAGUGGUUUCAUCCGUUCUUCCUCGACGAUGAAUCUAGCUCAUUCCAGAAGCGACAAUUUCCAGUUUUUAAGAUGUUACCUGAGCUCUACGAGUUGGUGAACAAGUACCGGCCCGAGGUCCUGUGGUCAGAUGGCGAUGGAGGGGCGCCAGACUCCUACUGGAACAGCACAGGUUUCUUAGCUUGGCUGUACAAUGAAAGCCCAGUUGGGAACACAGUAGUCACCAAUGACCGAUGGGGAGCUGGUAGCAUCUGUAAACAUGGUGGCUACUAUACCUGCAGUGAUCGUUAUAACCCAGGAUAUCUUUUGCCACAUAAAUGGGAAAACUGCAUGACAAUAGACAAGUUUUCCUGGGGCUAUAGGAGGAAUGCUGGAAUCUCUGACUAUCUUACAAUUGAAGAACUGGUGAAGGAACUAGUACAAACUGUUUCAUGUGGAGGAAAUCUUUUGAUGAAUAUUGGGCCCACACACGAUGGCAUCAUUUCUCCAAUUUUCGAGGAACGAUUAAGGCAAAUGGGGACCUGGCUAAAAGUCAAUGGAGAAGCCAUUUAUGAAACGAACACUUGGAGAUCCCAGAAUGACACCGUCACCCCAGAUGUAUGGUAUACAACCAAACGUAAAGAAAAAUUGGUCUAUGCCAUGUUUCUCAAAUGGCCCAUAUCUGGACAGCUGAUUCUUGGCCAACCCAAAGCUACUCUGGGGUUAACAGAGGUUAAACUACUGGGACAUGGACAGCCACUUAAAUGGAUCUCUUUGAAGCAAAAUGGCAUUAUGGUGAAACUGCCACAUCUAACCUUUCAUCAGAUGCCCUGUAAAUGGGGCUGGGCUCUAGCAUUAACUAAUGUGAUCUAAUGUGCAGGAGAGUGGUUCAUUCUGAAGUUACAUCUAAGACUAGAAAAUAUCAGGUUUCUAUAAUUGUCGCAUAUGGAGAAAGCAAAUGUAAAAUGGGCCAAGAAAAGUCAAGUAAUUAUUUAGGCAAUGCAGCCUCUUUUCUCCUCUUACUCUCCAUUUUUUUUCCACCUAAAUUACCCAUGUAAUUGUUUUAACUCUCCAGUGCAAUCUGUGAAGGGGUUUAGAACAGGCCUCGGCAAGAUGUGCCACUUCAGCAUGUGAAUUAUUUUGAGCAGAAGGCAAUCGAAACUCUGCAAGCUCAUGAGAAAUUUUAUCUCUUUCGUAAAGAAUUUAAAUUUGGGGCCAUAAUAAGACUUAUCACCAGAAGUAACUUUUUAGGACUUAUCUACAGGGCAGGGCAAAGUUCUAAUUACGGAACAUCUGAUUUUCUUAUCCUAUGAAUGAUCUUCCUCCUCUAUGAAGAACCAAGGCACCUUACCUCAACCUUAGCUCAGAAUGCCACGUGUAUCUCAUUUUAACUUUCUGCCUCUGAACCUCUCAUGUAUGUGGGGCAGUUGAACUCACUCAUGUAUGUGGGAUUCCCACAUAUAUGCAUGUAAUUAAAUUUGAUUAUCUUCAAUUGUU